UUGCAUAAUGUAUCCUUUUUAAUCCUUUUCCCCUAUGUUUUUAGAGUUCCCCUGAAAAAGCCCUCACUCCGUUCUCAAACAUCAUCUGCCAUCGAACGUGCCGACUCGUUAUCGGAAUAUUUCGCCAGCAGUAGUUUACCGGAAUUUCCUGAGCGUCUCGAAGGUUCGUCAGUGUCGUUGUCAGAGACGGCGAUGAACACGUCACCGAAGAAGUUUUCGUUGAUCAGUUCACCCAAGAAAAGCUCCUUGGGGUUGAGGGUGCCUUGGUCGCUCCGGGUGAAGUUGGUCGGUUGUUCACCUACUUUGGCGAUUCGUGUCUGCCAGUUGCUGCGCGACUUUCAACUAGUGUUCGACAGGUUUGCGGUCGAAACGCGUGCUGCCCUGCUUUCAUUCAAGGAGGAAACGGCCGAGUGCUUUCGAAUUGUUCAGUCGUAUGUCCAGCAGCUAGUUCUGGCUCUGAAUGACCGUCAGCAGCUCUUUGCUUCAGGGGCUGGUCCCCUGCCUUCGCAGCAGACCAACGUCACUACCACCGCCGUGCCUUUUCCCCCAUUACGCAAAGCGGUCGAAAGGGCGACGGAUAUAUCUGAAACCAAGGCCUUUCGGUAUCUGAAGAAACUGCUUGACUUUUCCUUGACUUCGCUUAAGCGAAAAGAUCAGGUCAUAAGAAUGUUGCUAAGUGCAUUAGCUUUAAAGAAAGUUCGUUCGGAUUCCGGUGGUGGUGACGGUGUAGUUAAAUCAAGAUUUUUCGAUGGUGGUUUUCCAGGCAAGCUCCUGUGCUGUCAUUCUGUUGGAGCGUUUGAAACUUCGGCGUUGCCAGGCAAUGGCAAAGACUUGUUUGUGAUGCGCGAUGCCAUCGAUGAUGCUUAUACGUUGUUUAGAAGCCGGUCGAUGGACGACGAGACUAAUAGGGCCGUCGAGGAGUCGUUCGAUGCUGAGUUGUUGCGUACUCAUCGAUCGGCCACCAUUGACUCCGUCUCAGACACGUGUAUUGAAUGCCGCCGGCAGAAGACUGUUUCUUUAAGCACUGGCACCUGUCACCAAUUCGGUACAUCGCCAACUCCCCGUUUCGGGCAACUGAUGUCUCCGGCUGACGUCAGUGCUGAACAUGAAGGCCGAUCGUGGUCAGCAGAUACGCCGGACGUUGUUGAUUACAGAGCUACUUUCAUGGACCAUCAGCUGAUGGUGGAUGUAUGGGCUACCAUGGAAUGUCUUUUGCAUUACGCACUCAGUGCUGCUGCUGAGCAUCAGACCGUUGAACACGGUUGUCAGACGAAUUUGGACUGGAAGAUAUCAGUGACGAAUAUCGAAGCCGGCGAUCUGGUGUUGGUGGUCUACGACCUCAGGGUAGAGACGUUCGUCGUAUUUUGCUUGCUGCCACAGUGGUAUAUUCUGACCGAGAGUUCCCUGCGUUGCCUGGAGCUAUGCAAGGACGACGGUGCCAAGUCCAACAACAAGUGGAAGUUUGGUCGCUUAGUGAAAAAGGAGUAUUGCCAAAUCAAGAAAAACUCAAACAAGUACAAGUUAAACGUUGGCUGUAAGUUCUACCGAGUCGAAGUGCAGCCGGUCAGGUUCUAA
Soboliphyme baturini is the source of this 1575-nucleotide messenger RNA. Lineage: Eukaryota; Metazoa; Nematoda; Enoplea; Dioctophymatida; Soboliphymatidae. The record is from the annotation of a GenBank genome assembly.